Messenger RNA from Phanerochaete carnosa HHB-10118-sp, 1032 nucleotides. Its product is annotated as glycosyltransferase family 8 protein. The coding region runs from base 1 to 1032 and encodes 343 amino acids. The transcript is spliced from 2 exons. NCBI's taxonomy places the organism in Eukaryota, Fungi, Basidiomycota, Agaricomycetes, Polyporales, Phanerochaetaceae. The record is from RefSeq and is a predicted model, not a curated record. Gene Ontology annotation, molecular function: glycosyltransferase activity.
AUGCUCUUUGCCGGAGCAUUAUGUGCUCUCUCCCUCGUGCUGAACCUGGUUUUUAUCAACAAGUACCGCACGCGCUUCAUCAGCCCGUUAGACAACUAUCAAGAACUGAAACAAUAUCCACUCGUCAACACAACCCUCGUCCGCUCGAACAUGACUCUCCUGUCCAAGCCGAGCGAAAAUGCGGUCGUGACGACGCUUUACUCCGACUCAUAUGCGCCCGCCGUCGCUGCGCUCGGACACUCGCUACGCAAGGUCGACACCCUUGCGCGACUCAUCCUGCUCUACAUCCCUUCGCAAGUCUCCGCGAGCGCCCUUUGCCUCGCCUCCUCCUCAGGCUUCGUCCCACACCCCGUCCAGCGCAUUGCGCCGCCGCACAAUGGCAGCGGCGUAACCCCACGCUUCCUGGAUCAGUACACCAAGCUGACGCUCUGGACGCUCGACCGCCUGCCGGAGCCGGUGCGCGCGCUAGUGUACAUCGAUGCGGACGCGCUCGCACUGCGCAACUUUGACGAGCUCUUCGCGCUACCGUAUGCGUUCGCGGCCGUGCCGGACGUGUACGGCGACGUGCGCGGCUUCACGACGAAUUUCAACGCCGGCGUCAUGUUCCUCCGCCCGGACAGCGCGCUCUUCGCCGCGAUGCUCGACGCCUUCCCCGCCGCGCGCUACCCGCGCACGAUGGCUGAGCAGGCGUUCCUCAACCAGUACUUCGCCACCGACGCGCUCCGCCUCCCAUACGCCUACAACGGGAACCUGGCUCUCAAGUCUCGCAGCCCCCACGUAUGGAGCGGCGUCCGGAGCGAGAUGCGCAUCAUCCACUACACGCUCGUCAAGCCGUUCAUCACCAAGAAGUGGGACACUGUUCCUCUCGAUCGGAUGCAGGAGCGCGUCGACGAGGCCGCGCGGUCCUACAGCGGCUUGUUCCGCGACGAGAUGGAGUACUGGGGACGGGUCUGGGUGGAGACACGGACGGUAUAUGCGCAGCAGCUGGACGAGUGUCGAGGGCUGAGGAGCUUCAACAAAUACGGCUUUUGA